Messenger RNA from Zootoca vivipara (common lizard), 1635 nucleotides. RefSeq names its product ubiquitin conjugating enzyme E2 K (gene UBE2K). NCBI's taxonomy places the organism in Eukaryota, Metazoa, Chordata, Lepidosauria, Squamata, Lacertidae. Gene Ontology annotation, molecular function: protein binding. The record is from RefSeq and is a predicted model, not a curated record.
CCGCGGGAGCAGCGGUGGCGGCGAGUGGAGGAGCUCGGCCCGGCUCGGCUCGGCGGCGGCGGCGGCCUGGGGUUGGGCGGGUCGUCGGACCCCUCCGAGGACAUGGCCAACAUCGCGGUGCAGAGGAUCAAGCGGGAGUUCAAGGAGGUGCUGAAGAGCGAGGAGACAAGCAAAAAUCAAAUUAAAGUAGAUCUUGUAGAUGAAAAUUUUACAGAACUAAGAGGAGAAAUAGCAGGACCUCCGGAUACACCAUAUGAAGGAGGAAGAUAUCAACUAGAAAUAAAAAUUCCAGAAACGUAUCCAUUUAAUCCCCCAAAGGUGCGGUUUAUCACAAAAAUAUGGCAUCCUAAUAUUAGCUCAGUCACUGGGGCUAUUUGUUUGGAUAUCCUAAAAGAUCAAUGGGCUGCAGCAAUGACUCUUAGGACAGUGUUGUUAUCACUGCAAGCACUCUUGGCAGCUGCAGAACCUGAUGACCCCCAGGAUGCAGUAGUGGCAAAUCAGUACAAACAAAAUCCAGAAAUGUUUAAACAGACAGCUCGACUUUGGGCACACGUGUAUGCUGGAGCACCAGUUUCUAGUCCAGAAUACACCAAAAAGAUAGAAAACCUUUGUGCUAUGGGCUUUGAUAGGAAUGCAGUAAUAGUGGCCUUGUCAUCAAAAUCAUGGGAUGUAGAGACAGCAACAGAACUACUUCUGAGUAACUGAGCCAUGUGCAGAGAACUGCUUCUGUAGCCCAGCUUGCCCUUUCUUGAGGAGCCUCACCAUCUCUUAUUUUUAGGUUUCUAUAUAGAUUCUCUUUCAAAACUGGCAUUCUUGCCUGAUGCUAUCUAGGCAUUAUUGGAGACUGAAAAAAGAAAAAAAACUGCUCUGUAAAUAAAGCUAAUUAAACGUCUGUGUAAAUUUUAAAAAGGGGGAAAUACUUUAAUUUUUUCUUACUAAAUAUUGUAAAUUCCUUGAGCUUGGCUAAAACAAUGGGGGACAACAUGCCUACUUUAGUCUUAGCAGUGUGACCCAAGACUAGAAGGAAUUUGCAUCAGGAUUUUGACUUUUAAGAAUUUAUUCAGAACACAUCUGAUUGUGUCCAUAAUCAUCAGUCACUGAUGUCACUCAUCCCAGCUACCUUACCUAUGUUUUUUUAACAUGGAUCCUACGUGCCUGUGGACCUUAUAUUUGCAUGCUUGUACUUUACAUAGACACUUUUAAAGAAAAAAAAGUAGGGUAAACUGAACAGAGCACUGUUUGAAGUACUUGAGUAUUCAUUCUUGUAACUUUUCCCUAAGACUUUCCAAAUGUGCUCAUAGAUCAAAAUGACAGCCUACUCGGAAAUGUUUUCACCUCUUAAGGAGUAGCAAUCCUCCAUUUCUUCUUUACCUCCCCCCCCCCAACUGCACAUGCAACUACAAUAACACACUAGAACCUCCAGAAUUUGUGGGUAUGUGCCAUUUAAAGUAGCCUAGUUUCCCACUUCCAAGUGGUCUAUUUUGAAUAACCAGUAAAAGUGUUUCAACCAUUGUAAUUUCUACACAAUUGUAUAAAAGGUUUGGUAUAUCUGGACAUAGCACAAGCAAGUGGAGCUGCUCUUUUGUUUCUUAUGCAGAAAUCCAACCUCUUUCAAUAAAUUCUGGAUAGAAUGAA